UCUGGUUUCUCGGGCUUUGGUGGUCGUCUCGGCCACGGUGCUUUGGUGUGUCUGGCGGUCGCCGCCUUCGUCAGGCGAUGGGGUGCGGCCCGGACAUCUCAGUGGAUGGUUUCUUGAGGUAAAGGCGGUUGGGGUUGGCAUUGGCGCCGACACUGGCUGCAGCCACCGGGGGUGAAGGGGUUGGGGGGGGCACAUGGGGACAACUCCAGUUGAGCCGGUGGUGGGGAGGUGAGCAACGCUCUGGUUGUGUAGGCAGCAGGAAUCCACCAUCGAGGCACAUGUACAGCGGCGGUUCUUGACAGCAAAUGACAACCCAAGGUGUCAUGCUUGUAUGAUUACGGUACGUACUAUGCUUACGGCCAUUCUGAUAAGAAGAGGCUUGCUAACUGAUAUAUACUUUUUCCUUUCCUUCUUUCCUUCUUCCCUUCUUCGUAUCGCAUUCAACACGGAUGUGGUGUGAAGAAGGCGAAGAGGAGCCAAAUAUUAAGAAUUUAUUCCUUUCCCAAGGUUGUCAUCCCAGUCAGUUCCAGCUCAUGUGGAUGGUGUUCCUGCGUAAGCCCUGGCAACCAGGGCAAUGUUGCUCACCCAAUCCCUGCCACCGAAGGCUCAACCGGAGUUGUCCUCGCCCUUUCCAUACCCUGGAUCCUCCACCGGUUGUAGUCAGUGUCACAGCCAUGUUAGUCCAGCCUCAGCCCUCACCUUUGCCUCCGGAUUCCGUGAAGCUGGGGUGUCCGGGUUGGGGUGUUCGGCCAGCGGUGUGGGUGGUACGCCGCGAUGGAGAGCGUCGGCUUUCCAGGCUAGCCGAGUAAAAAUUCGGGGUGUUGUGCGAAUCCCGUCUUUGGCUUGAUCACGUCGUCUCUUAAGGUCUUGGUGGAUGAUUCAUGAUGGUU
Zychaea mexicana is the source of this 890-nucleotide messenger RNA. RefSeq lists its product as uncharacterized. The record is from RefSeq and is a predicted model, not a curated record. NCBI's taxonomy places the organism in Eukaryota, Fungi, Mucoromycota, Mucoromycetes, Mucorales, Lichtheimiaceae. The transcript is spliced from 2 exons. The coding region runs from base 450 to 809 and encodes 119 amino acids.